Alternaria incomplexa is the source of this 378-nucleotide messenger RNA. RefSeq lists its product as uncharacterized. Lineage: Eukaryota; Fungi; Ascomycota; Dothideomycetes; Pleosporales; Pleosporaceae. The transcript has 2 exons. Bases 1 to 378 code for a protein of 125 amino acids. The record is from RefSeq and is a predicted model, not a curated record.
AUGGCUGAAGAUGACCAAGUCAUUAUACCGGACAUCGGCUUCUCGGGCGAAGAAAGGGGGGAUGAUGUGUUCUUCUUUGACGCUGCUGGGGAAGACACGAUGUUUCGCAGCGGUAAGAAGCGAUUCAAAAAGGACGGAGUGAAGAUAGGAACGAUCAAGACUGCACGGGGCAAAAAGAUCACGAGCGCCAGUGGCCCACUCUCUCACCUGAGUACCGCCACCGAGAGCCCAACUAUCAAUCCCCUUCUUCCCAAACGCUCCAUCCCUCAGUCGCGCCAACCAGUAACCGAGCGGAAUCUCCAUUGUUUGAACCUGAAGACGGAGAAGGUUCUGACCACGCCUUUCCUGCCCAAGAAAGUAGAUUUCUCAAUCGCCUGA